AUUUGCCUAUUUCUCCACAGCAAGUGCGCCAUGCUAAAAUAAGGAAAAAAUAAUGUUUUUUUUAAAAAAAAUAUUUAGCAAUUAUACAAUAUUAAUCAAUCAACCCAAACGAACACCAAAGUCAACCUUCAUGCCUAAAUCUUCACUUCUCUUCCCUCCAAAACUCUUCGAUAGCCUUUCCAGAAAUGUCUGCCGCCGCCAUUUCCUCCAUGCUUCUCACGCUCCGCCUCAACCCAGCAGCAGCGCCACCACAACCGCCGCCAUCCUCCAACAAACCCUCUCCCACUUGCCCGCUUCCACCACCAGCGGACCCUUCGUCGCCGCCGCCACACUCCAAGAACUCGUUGACGUCUCCCUCUCCUCCCAUGGGUUCCAUCUCCUCCCCCUCGCCUUCCCCCAAAUCCGGCACCUCAUCGACACUGACACCUGUAAUUGCCUCAUCAAAUCCUACAUCCGAUCCAACGACCACCGCCGCUCUGUUCUUCUCUUCGUCGCCAUGCUCAAAGCUUCCGUCUUCCCCGACCUCUUCACGUUCCCUCCUCUGAUCAAGUCCGCCGUGCAGUUACACCUCCUAGGAUUUGGCCUCUCCAUCCAUGGAUGUGUUGCUAAGAUUGGCUGUGACUCAGACGUCUUUGUCAACACUGCUCUUGUGUCGAUGUACUGCUCAUUUGGCCAUGUCCGUGAUGCAGAACGAAUGUUCGACGAAAUGCCCCACAGAAACUCAGUUACUUGGAAUGCGAUGAUUACUGGAUAUGUCAAUAAUAGGCGGUUCAGAGAAGCACACGAGCUGUUUUCCAGGAUGAUUAGGUCUGGGUCUGAGCUCGGUGAGGUGACAAUGGUGUGUGCCUUGACUGCUUGUUCCCAUCUUGGAGCUUUGAGACAGGGCAUCUGGAUUCACAAUUACAUCAAAAACCACAGGUUGACAGUUAAUGUGUUUGUGGGGACUGCGCUAAUUGACAUGUUCAUGAAGUGCGGGGUGGUUGAUGAAGCAGUGAAGGUUUUCCGGGCAAUGAGAGUGAGAAAUGAUUUCACUUGGAACGCUUUGAUGUCAGGAUACGCCAUGAAUGGUGGAGGAGAAGCCGCUCUGGGGGUCUUUAAUGAAAUGAUUGCCAAGAACAUCAAACCUAAUGGAAUUACUUUCUUAGCUGUUUUAUGUGCAUGUUGCCAUCAUGGAUUUGUCGACCAUGGAAGAAAGUUCUUCAUCAGCAUGGAGAAGGAUUUUGGAUUGCAGCCUAGGAUUAAGCAUUACGGUUGCAUGGUUGAUCUUCUUGGGAGAGCUGGUUUAUUGAAGGAAGCUUAUGGUCUCAUUCAAACUAUGCCAAUGAAGCCAGAUGCUGCAAUUUGGAGGGCACUAGCUACUGCUUGUAAGAUCCAUGGAGACUUGGAGCUGGGUGGGCUUGCAAUAAGAAAAUUACUCGAGUUGGAGCCUUGUAGUGGAGAGAACUAUGUCUUGCUGGUGAAUCUUUUAGCUCGUGAUCAAAGGUGGACUGCUAUAGGAAAAGUGAGACAGAUGAUGAGGCAAAGAGGGAUUAAGAAGGAUCCUGGAUGUAGUUCAAUCGAGAUUGAUGGUGUUGUGCAUGAAUUUCUAGUUACUGAUGGGUUUCAAAGGGAUGAGUUGGGUGAUAUCUUUGCAAUGCUGGUUAAGAUGACGAGGGAAUUGAAGUUGGCUGGUUAUCGCGUGGACACGGAUAUGGUUUCUUAUGAUUAGGAGGAGGAAGGGAGGGAGAUGUCUGUGAUGCAUCACAGUGAGAAGCUUGCGCUUGCAUUUGGACUGGUAAGAACUCGACAUGGAUCGGAUUUAAGGAUAGUGAAGAACUUGAGAAUGUGUGUGGACUGUCAUACCUUUUUUAAGUUUGUUUCAAAGGUCUUCUAGAGGAAUAACAGUGCAGGAAAAUGAGAUUGGAAAAGAUGCCUCUAUAUAGGAAACCGAACUGACCUUACUGAUGGCUGGAGAGGCUUUGCUAUGGAUCACAGUUUGGAAGAUGGGGAUGCCGGCAUUUGAAUUGAGGAAACCUGCUAGAUUUAAGAUUUACAUUGUAAAAGCCAUUGGGAGCGAAGGAAAAGAUUGCUGGAGAUGUUGAUGGAGCAGAAUCACCAGAAGAAUCUCUAGAAGAAAACCAGCAAAGACUCAUAUGGCUGAAUGUUCAUAUAUAGAACAACUUUGGCUCUUCAGAUGUUGCUGCUCGACAAUUGGGGUACGUAAUCAAGCUGCUUCAGUGUAAUUUGUAGUUCUUGAUUGUCAGUAAGAUUGCUUUUUUGAGGAUUAGUAAGGGCAUUAGAGCAACUGUUGCAUCUGCUAAUGUAGUUAAACAUUAUGACCACCUGCAAACUAUCCUUAUAAGAUGUGGAUUGUCUAUACCUUA
Molecule: messenger RNA, 2363 nt
Organism: Zingiber officinale
Lineage: Eukaryota; Viridiplantae; Streptophyta; Magnoliopsida; Zingiberales; Zingiberaceae
Product: pentatricopeptide repeat-containing protein At1g08070, chloroplastic-like
Exons: 3
Coding region: 53-1708 (551 amino acids)
Biological process (GO): RNA modification
Molecular function (GO): RNA binding; protein binding
Source: RefSeq, a predicted model, not a curated record